This is a messenger RNA of Daldinia caldariorum, 1961 nucleotides long. Its product is annotated as P-loop containing nucleoside triphosphate hydrolase protein. Gene Ontology annotation, cellular component: mitochondrial inner membrane. Gene Ontology annotation, molecular function: ATP hydrolysis activity; ATP binding. Bases 343 to 1869 code for a protein of 508 amino acids. The transcript has a single exon. Lineage: Eukaryota; Fungi; Ascomycota; Sordariomycetes; Xylariales; Hypoxylaceae. Gene Ontology annotation, biological process: protein insertion into mitochondrial inner membrane from matrix; mitochondrial respiratory chain complex III assembly. The record is from RefSeq and is a predicted model, not a curated record.
UUAUCUCUCUCCUUUUUUUUCCUUUUUUUUUUCCUCAAUUACUAAUAAUUGAAUCUCAUCUUACCGAAGUCACCUAAACAAAUUACAUACCUUGUAAACACGACAGCUUCACCAUUAAAAGCUGUUUGCAUGCGAUCUAUUCAGGGUUACUAAAGGUAUCUGCCUAAAAUAACUAUGUUGAUAUAGCUUUGCUCAUAACAUUUCCUUAAAUCUCCUCCAUGUAUUCUUUAUAAUAUUUUUCUUAAUCAUUCUCAUCCUUCAUCUCCCGGCGCGAAUCGUUAAGUAUGGGAAACUAAAACUAAACCAACUUGGUGUCAAUUCCACGGUAGCGGAGCCACUAUCAUGCGGCCUUUUCAACUUGGGGUUACAGCGAGCCAUAGGUUCCUUGACCCAUCAAUGCAUGGCCUCGAUUCUAUCAGGGACAUUAUUGGCCAUUGGUUAACCGGACUCGACAUCACACGCUUAGGAUCCCUCGCCGCGUGCAUCGGCGCGGCCCCCGCAGCGUGGCGACUUCUAAGGACCGCUUGGCGUGAAGUGUAUGGUUGGGUCCGUCAGUUCUUCAUUUCCUCCGUAACGAUACCUGGCCGGGAUCCGCUGAACAGGCAUGUAACGAAUUGGGUUCUAGCAAAUGUCGUGGAAUAUCGAAGCAUACGGUCUUUUACGGCCCGCACACAUAUACAACCCGGUGCUGUCGCGGACCGAGCCGCGUUGCUGAAGAAGACUCGUCGCGACAUCCAGUAUCUGCCUCACUUCGAAACUGUAUGGUUCUGGUAUGAGAGAAAUCUGUUCGUGGUCAGGCGGUCGCUUGAUAGCUUUAACGCGUCUAUGACGGACUCUGCUUACGAUGGCAUUGGCGGAGAAGAGCUAACUAUCGGCUGCCUUGGACGGUCGACGGAGCCCAUUAAGAAGUUCAUUCAGAAUUGCCAAGAGUAUGCAGAUAGACAGGCGCAAUACUAUGUCAUUAUCUAUUCACGAGAUCGUUACGGCAUGUCCUGGCAGCCAAAGUCUCGCAAGCCGAUUCGUCGUCUUGAAACCGUUCAUUUUGACGAUGCCCUUAAGGAGGAACUCCUUGCAGACAUAAGAAAAUAUCUCGACCCCAAAACCAAGAAAUUGUACCAGAGUCGUAGCAUGCCUUAUCGUAGAGGUUACUUGUUCUAUGGACCACCGGGUACGGGGAAGUCAUCGCUAUCGACCGCUUUAGCGGGCGAGUUUGGCCUCGACCUAUACGAAGUUAAAAUUCCAAGCGUAGCGACCGAUCAGGACCUUGAGCAGAUGUUCCAGGAAGUUCCACCGCAAUGUAUUGUACUUCUAGAGGAUGUUGAUGCUAUAUGGGUGAAGCGCGAAUUAACAAAUCGCGACCCGCAUCAUAAUGAGGUCGCAUCGAACUGUACGCUUUCCGGUUUGCUCAACGUCCUGGAUGGAGUCGGGUCUCCUGAAGGCCGUAUCGUAAUUAUGACGACCAACAAGCCGAACCGAUUAGACAGCGCCCUAGUACGACCCGGCCGUGUCGAUAUGAAGGUUAUGCUCGGUAAUAUCAGCCGAAGCUCGGCUGAGCAGAUGUUUCUCCGCAUGUUCACGUCGGAUACCGAUAUGUCGCCAUUGUUGACAUCUUCGCGGAGGGAUGAUGGUAAACUAGGCGAGGAACCCAUUACCCAGGUAGGCCGAGAGCUACUAGAGAAGCUCGCUUCAGAAUUUGCGACGCACAUCCCUGAAGACACGUUUACCCCUUCUCAGUUACAGGGCUUCUUUCAACUGCACCUAGACAAUCCUAUGAAGGCUGCAUCGCAUAUUGCGGCGUGGGUUGAGAAGGAGUUAUCUGCAGUGUCGUCGGAUGACGAUAUCGAAAUUUUAGGGAAUGGGACGACCUAAUCUACUAGGCUCCUAAUGUAUAUGUAUGAUAUGUAUACAUUAGGGAGAUAUUGUAUCAUGUCAAGGGUUAUAUUAGAAUUAGAUGGGAUAGC